Molecule: messenger RNA, 593 nt
Organism: Capsaspora owczarzaki ATCC 30864
Lineage: Eukaryota; Filasterea; Ministeriida; Capsasporidae
Product: H2A histone family protein
Exons: 3
Coding region: 19-435 (138 amino acids)
Cellular component (GO): nucleosome
Molecular function (GO): protein heterodimerization activity; DNA binding; structural constituent of chromatin
Source: RefSeq, a predicted model, not a curated record
UCAAGUAAAAACAUCACAAUGUCUGGCAAGGGCAAGGCAGCUAAGACUUCCGAGAAGAAGCACGACAAGAACAAGCCGCAGACCCGCUCGCUUCGUGCCGGUCUCCAGUUCCCCGUCGGUCGUAUCCACCGUCACCUCAAGGAGCGCUCGACCAGCCACGGCCGUGUUUCGGCCCUCGCUGCCGUCUACUCUGCCGCCAUCCUCGAGUACCUGACCGCCGAGGUUCUCGAGCUCGCUGGCAACGCCUCGCGCGAUCUUAAGGUCAAGCGCAUCACCCCUCGUCACCUCCAGCUCGCCAUCCGUGGUGAUGAGGAGCUCGACACUUUGAUCAAGGCCACCAUUGCUGGUGGUGGUGUCAUUCCCCACAUCCACAAGUCCCUCCUCACCAAGAAGGUGCCAAAGAUCCUCCUUCCCGGCCAGCCCAUCCCGAAGUAAAAGAAAAUCCUGCACAGCGCCAGGACGGAUCGCUGAGGUUGUAGAGCCGUCCUGCACCCGACCAACACCAAGAAAAUUAUAUAAACGAAAAACAAUAAAAAAAACCAACUGGGCUCUAUUCGAGCUCAAAAAAAAAAAAGUCUCAUGCACAUGCUCAG